This is a messenger RNA of Ilyonectria robusta, 1285 nucleotides long. RefSeq names its product SAM-dependent RNA methyltransferase. Gene Ontology annotation, molecular function: protein-arginine omega-N monomethyltransferase activity. The transcript is spliced from 6 exons. The coding region runs from base 329 to 946 and encodes 205 amino acids. Lineage: Eukaryota; Fungi; Ascomycota; Sordariomycetes; Hypocreales; Nectriaceae. The record is from RefSeq and is a predicted model, not a curated record. Gene Ontology annotation, biological process: peptidyl-arginine methylation.
CCGCCUUGAAAGAGCCAUAGACUUUGGAUGAAGUCGAGACUCAAUAGGGUUACAUUGAUAUUGCCGGCAUUAUUCGCCAAGCCGCAUGUGCAGGAAGCCGCUAUGCUAAGCUUUCAGACAAGGAGAAAGGCUGAAGCAGCUGGAACCGGAUGACGAUUGUUCUGCUUCGGGCUCACCACUCACACACGCACACUGCCGCUCGCUAGUGUAGACUGGGGAAUUUUUAAACCCUCCCUUGGCCAAACCUCACCCAUCACAAAAGUACAAAAGUAUUCCGAGUCAAAUCGCCUCUCCCGAAAGUAUUUGUGCUUUCAUCGGACUAAAAACAAUGGCUGGCAAGACCUUCAUCGUCGAGCAUCUCGACCCCGAGCUGGGGCCCUGGUCAGAGCUCGAAUACCUGGCCAUCGCCUCCGAGACACAGGCCACGGGGGGCUCGUUCAUCUUGUCUAGCCUGCCGCCUACGUUCCAGGUUCCGGCAGACCUGGCCAGCAACCCGGCCUUCAAGGCGGAGAACCAAGGUGUGGAGGAGCUAUACGCCGGCCAGAAGUCGCGCGUGUGUCUCCUUGACCCGUCCGCGGCUAAGGAUUUGUCUCCCGAGGACGGCGAGACCUUUGAUGCUUUCCUAUUUGGGGGGAUUCUGGGCGAUGAUCCUCCUCGAGACCGGACCUCUGAGCUGAGGAAGAAGGGGUUUGAAGGCCGCAGGUUGGGGCCCAAGCAGAUGACGACUGAUACGGCUGUACGAGUAACGCGCAUUGUGGUGCAAGACAAGGUUGCACUAGACCAGGUGCCUUACGUGGACUUCCCGGAGCUCAAGUUCAAUGAACAUGAGAGCACUGAAAUGCCCUUCCGCUAUGUCAAGACGGAAGACGGAAAGCCAAUCAUGCCCAAGGGCAUGGUGGAGUUGAUCCAGAAAGACGCCGACAAGGCAGUGAAUGAUCUAUUCUAAACCGUAUGGAUUUUUCGGAUCUGGAAUGGUCCGUCGGGUACCAUCGCGACGUUGCGUCAGCAUCUGACCUAAGCUUCGAGCCGCGUUUCAGGAGUCGAUCAUACUGGUAUCCUCCGUCUUGGAACACAAGGGGGGGCAGAUGUCAAAAUUUGGGACGAAAGCUUGUUUUUCUUCUCCUGGUUCAUACUCGAAAAGAGAUUAGAUGAGCGACGGAUGUAACGAAGUACGUUGCCACAAGCUGAAUGAGUAUCAGCCAGUUUAAUCCACCAGCUCCUCAUUACCCCAUGAAUUUAACCGCGUAACAACGGCCAACUCUAAGUCACACCCUGUAAAUCCCCC